AUGGUGCUAGAUGGCCUUGGCUAUACUGAUUUCUAUUGUUUUGGUAUUGAGACAGGAAAGAUCUUGUGCAGGAGGGCAGCAAUGAGACGCAACAAUGGCAAGAGCCCGAAGCUGGAGCUGAAGCUGAACUUGUCCCUGCGGACGACUUCGAGAAGGUUGGGAGCAGAGGAGGAGGAGUCCUUGGCGUCGUUGUCUCCACCAAGCUCGUGCGUGUCGUCGGGCUCCAACAGCCCAGAGGCGACGACCAUGGUGCUCGCAGGCUGCACCCGCUGCCUCAUGUACGUCAUGCUCUCCCAGGAGGACCCCAAAUGCCCCAAGUGCAAGAAUGCCGUCCUCCUCGACUUCCUCCGCGCCGCCACCACCACCACCACCGACGGCGGCAACAACAAUAUUAGCAAGAAGAUCAGAAAGACCUAA
Molecule: messenger RNA, 417 nt
Organism: Elaeis guineensis (African oil palm)
Lineage: Eukaryota; Viridiplantae; Streptophyta; Magnoliopsida; Arecales; Arecaceae
Source: RefSeq, a predicted model, not a curated record